ACAACCCCCGGCGUGCCCCGCGGCGGCGGGUCUGACUGGCUGCAGCCCCCGGCGGGGCCGGUGUCGGUCCGGUGGGAGAGGGUAGCCCUGGCCGAGCGGGUCCCGCCGAGUGCGGGCUGCAGCCCGCCCCGCCACCCGCGGCCUCUGGCCGUGCCGAAGAGGGCCCCCGGUGGCGGCCGGCGGAGCGGCGCUGCCGCCUUCAAGUCACCGAUCCCAUCUCCAAGGUCCUGCCAACCUAACGGAGCCAGUGAGGAAGCCCUGUGGAAUGAAAUUGAAGACCUGAAACGGAAAGACCUUGCUCUAGACCAGGAAAUUGCACAGUUAUUGUCUGAAGGCUACAGCCUGGAGGAAUUGGAGAAGCACAUCUCUCUGCUCCAUGAGUAUAACGAUAUUAAAGAUGCUGGACAGAUGCUGCUAGGCAAGCUGGCCGUUAUCCGAGGCGUUACUACAAAGCAGCUCUACCCUGAGUACGAUCUGGAGCUUAGCGACUAGUAUUGAACCUGAAGCCUGCCACGUCCUGCAAAAAUGACUGUUGCUGGGCCAUUAUGUUUCAGUGUCAGAUCGGUUUAGAACUGGUAUUAGCUGGCCUCGGAAGUAUGUCUGUAGAAUUGCAACAGAGCGUAGGUUAACAGCCUUAUUUCUAAGAAGCUUUGGAACGUGAAAGUUGAUGAAUCUAUCAGCUGUUUCCUGCUUGUGGGAAAGGGAUGUAGGGCUUCGGAUAGUUUCUUCUACUACCUGAUCAACAGUAUUUUGAUUUUUUUUUUUUAUUGGAGGGGUUUUAAUUCAGGUUGAUGUUAAGACUCUUCCUGUCGAGCCUUUGCUUCUCUACAACAUCACAACAUCCAGGGGCUAUUUGGAUACACUAAUCUGCAGGUGGAAGUAGCUAUUACUGAAUGGAUAGAGGAAGUGUGGGUGUAUGAAUGUGCAAUGUACUAGCUGCUUUGAAAGAAAACAAAAAACCCUCAGAAAUAGGGAGGGAGGAAGGCUGAAGUUGUGGUGGUUUGGGGGUUUGGUUUUGUUUUAUGAUCUGGAUAAGUCUGGAUGUUCCAUGCUUUUGUACUUAACUGCUCUGGUAUCUAGAGGUUUUUGUAUCAUUUCUGUUGUAAAUGGCAAAAUGUGAAGUUGUAUUGAACAUCCAGUCUGAAUAAAGCACCUAUCACGUUUCUCAGUAA
Molecule: messenger RNA, 1172 nt
Organism: Phalacrocorax carbo (great cormorant)
Lineage: Eukaryota; Metazoa; Chordata; Aves; Suliformes; Phalacrocoracidae
Source: RefSeq, a predicted model, not a curated record